Messenger RNA from Oldenlandia corymbosa var. corymbosa, 1548 nucleotides. Lineage: Eukaryota; Viridiplantae; Streptophyta; Magnoliopsida; Gentianales; Rubiaceae. The record is from the annotation of a GenBank genome assembly.
AUGCCAUCCCAUAGAACUAUUGCCUCUUCUACUGCCACCACCGCCGGUGCCGGGGCUGCCAAUGCUCAGACAAAAUCUUCAAGGAACCAAUUAGUAUCCUCAAUGAUAAAACAGGGCUUUCUCUCUGACCCUUUUCUCUCCCCAACUCCAUCUCCUCCUUCAGCCCACCACCAACCAUUUUCCCUUUCCCGACUCACCGCCGCCGCCGCCGCCGGGAACGCCACCACUCUUUCCCCUCCGCCAUCCUUCGCCAAUGGUUCGCCAAACCCACCCCGAUCAUCUCCAAGCCCGACCCUUUUCGAAAUGAUGACAGAGGAACAAGCCCGUGAUUCCAAACGUUCAAUUGAAGCCCGGUUGAAGCUUCAAGACAGAGUCUUUAAGGUCUUGGAGGAUGCCCCAUUUCAAGAUAGUGCUAUGAACAGUUUAGGGCCCGGUGAUGUUAAGCUGGCGGUAAGGUCGUGUGAUGGGUUUUGCGUCUCAAUGGAAGUCCACCGUCGGGUUCUCGCCGGCCGGAGUCGGUUUUUCGCGGAGAAACUCCAGCCCAAUGGGUCCCAGAUGGUUUCGGUAGAGAUUCUUGAUUGUGAUGACGUUGAGGUAUGUUCUGCUGUUCUGUUUGAUGAUGGCAUUCUUGCAUGCUUGGAGUACUUGGAAGCAGUACCCUGGUCUGAGGACGAAGAGGAAAAAGUGGUGUCUCAACUUGGAGACCUUCAACUUUGUGAACCUCUCCCUAAUAUGCUUCAGAGAGUGGUGGCAGAAACUUCUACCUCUCCUAGGGCUGAUGACAUCUUCCUGAAACUGCUAACUGGUGUUUUACAAGCUAAGGAUGACAAAGCUCGUCGAGAAAUGAAGUCCCUGAUAUCUCGUUUGUUUAAACAAGAAAGUUCAGAUAGUCACGGUUACAGCAAUGGAUUUGAUAUUUCAAAGGACACUAUGUAUCAUGUUUGUCAUAGAUGCCUUAGUUCCCUCAUACUUAGCUUGUCUGAAGGUUCGUGUGUGGAUGAGAAUAGACAGGAUCGUGGUUUUUUGAUGAGUGAGAUAGCGCGAGCAGCUGACAACAUGCAGUGGGUUGUUGAUAUCCUGAUUGAUAGGAAAAUGGGUGAUGAAUUUGUGAAACUAUGGGCAGAUCAGAAAGAACUUGCUGUCCUUCAUUCGAAAAUUCCUACCAUGUACAGGCAUGAGAUCAGCAGGAUCACAGCACAACUCUGUAUUGCCAUUGGGAGAGGACACAUUUUGGUCCCAAAAGACGCCCGAUACUCUCUGCUAACUAUGUGGUUGGAAGCCCUUUACGAAGAUUUUGGGUGGAUGAAGAGAGCUUCAAGAUCAAUUGACAAGAAACUGAUUGAGGAAGGGCUGAGCCAGACGAUUUUAACUCUACCAUUGUCACGGCAACAAUCCAUUUUGCUAAAUUGGUUUGAUCGGUUUCUGAACAAAGGGGAUGAUUGUCCUAAUAUUCAGAGAGCAUUUGAAGUCUGGUGGAGAAGGUCUUUCAUAAAGCAAUAUGCUCUUGAUUCCCAGCUACAGAUAACUGUGUAUGAUUAUGCCAGCUGA